Messenger RNA from Ostreococcus lucimarinus CCE9901, 930 nucleotides. RefSeq lists its product with no specific name. The record is from RefSeq and is a predicted model, not a curated record. Gene Ontology annotation, molecular function: L-ascorbic acid binding; iron ion binding; procollagen-proline 4-dioxygenase activity. The transcript has a single exon. Gene Ontology annotation, cellular component: endoplasmic reticulum. Gene Ontology annotation, biological process: peptidyl-proline hydroxylation to 4-hydroxy-L-proline. Bases 1 to 930 code for a protein of 309 amino acids. NCBI's taxonomy places the organism in Eukaryota, Viridiplantae, Chlorophyta, Mamiellophyceae, Mamiellales, Bathycoccaceae.
AUGCCUCGCGGCGGCGCGUCGCGCGUCGCGGUGCUCGCGCUCAUCGCGCUCGCGACGUCGGCCGCGCCGCGUCGCGCGACCGCCGAUCGCGCGCGCCUGCCGAGAGACGCGCGCGACGAACGAUUGGACGACGACGACGCGCGAUUGCGCGCCGAGGAGCACGUCGCGUACGCCUCGGACGCGCGAUCGCGCGUCGGACUGCGACGCGACGGCGCGGACGCGCGGCAGUGGAUCGAGCGAAUCUCGGAGUCGCCGCGGGCGUACGUGUACAGAAAUUUCCUGACGCGCGAGGAGGCGGAGGCGACGAUCGCGGCGGCGCGGCGGACGAUGCGACGGAGCGAGGUGGUGAACGAGGCGGACGGAACGUCGAAGACGAGCGAUGAGAGAACGUCGAGCGGGGGGUGGGUGAGCGGGGAGGAUUCGGAGGUGAUGGCGAACAUCGAACGACGGGUCGCGGCGUGGACGAUGCUGCCGAGAAAUCGAGGCGAGACGACGCAGGUGAUGCGGUACGAGGCGGGGCAGGAGUACGCGGCGCACGAUGAUUACUUUCACGAUGAAGUGAACGUGAAGAAUGGUGGACAGCGCGCGGCGACGGUGUUGAUGUAUCUGAGCGACGUCGAGGAGGGGGGGGAGACGGUGUUUCCGCGAGGGACGCCGCUGGGGGGGGCGGCGCCGGAGAAGAGCGGAGUGACGCAAGGAAACGCGUGCGAACGCGCGUUGAGGGGAGACCCGAACGUCUUAGCUGUGAAACCGCGACGCGGAGACGCGCUGCUGUUCUUCAACGUGCAUUUGAACGGCGAAGUCGACGAGCGCGCGCGACACGCCGGGUGCCCGGUGGUGCGCGGGACGAAGUGGACGGCGACUCGCUGGCAGCACGUCGGCGCGCUCAAUAUCGGGAGUUUUGCGCGCACGGAUUCGCAGACGACCUAG